Messenger RNA from Culex quinquefasciatus (southern house mosquito), 1411 nucleotides. Its product is annotated as troponin C, isoallergen Bla g 6.0101. NCBI's taxonomy places the organism in Eukaryota, Metazoa, Arthropoda, Insecta, Diptera, Culicidae. The record is from RefSeq and is a predicted model, not a curated record. The transcript has 7 exons. Gene Ontology annotation, molecular function: calcium ion binding; enzyme regulator activity. The coding region runs from base 264 to 752 and encodes 162 amino acids.
GCAUCUUUGGCAAUCAAUUGUAAUUCGGCGAAUCGCGCGAGGAGGAAGCACGAAGAUCGUCCCGAACCGGCUGAAACUUGACAAAAGGCGGCACCGCCAGCGCACGGACGAGCAAUUGCAGCGAUCAAUUGCAGUGAGAAGAGUGAGUGAAGAGGGGUCAAGAAGAGUGAAGAAGUGAUUGAUCGUGAGCGUGAUAUUCGUGGGAUUAUUAAUUGUUUUUUUUUUUUCGAGAGCCAAGCCGCACAUCAAGCUACUAAUUCAUCAUGGAAAAGUCGCAUCAAAAAGUUCUUGAAACGGAUCUGAGCAAAGACCAGCUGAAAGUGCUCAAAGAGGCGUUCAAUGCGUUCGACAAGGACAAGACCGGCCACAUUCCGACGGACGUCGUCGGCACCAUCCUGGAGCUGCUCGGCCACAAGCUGUCGGAGGAGGAGCUGGAGGAGGUGAUUGACGAGUACGACGAGGACGAGUCCGGCCAGAUCGAGUUCAACGAGUUCGUGGAGCUGGCCUCGAACUACGUCGAGCCGGAGGAGGACUACGACGCGUUACGGAAGGAGCUGCGCGAGGUCUUCAUGAUGUACGACAAGGAAGCCAAGGGUUACAUCCCACUCGAUACAUUCAAGCAGAUCCUCCGGGAGCUGGACGGCGCGGUGCCCGAGGAAGAGCUGGACGACAUCGUGGACGAGAUUGACGCUGACGGUUCCGGAACAGUAGACUUUGAAGAAUUCAUGGAGGUUAUGACAGGUGAAGAAUAAUUUCCCCAACUGCAACAAGCAAUAUCUACCUCCCUUUCGUUCUAUCUCUCGCAAAAAAAAAAACGCAAGCUUCGCCGCGAGCUUUUUGCAGCAAAAUUCUUUAUUUUUUCCCACCUUCUGCUAACAACAACAACAACAACUUGAGCAACAGCAACAACUGCAAGAAAAAAGAGCAAAUUUCGAGAGAGAGAUUACGGAAAUAUUUCGUUUUUCGCUAGCACAUGUGGAUACUAGCCCUCCCGAGGCGCCUCCCGUUUACCUCUCGUCUGAUGCUUUUCCAAUUAUUGUUUCUUUACCGGUGUUUUUUUCUAGGUUAAGCUGAAAAUUUGCUCUUCUAAAACAAAACAAAAAAACAGCAAACAAAAAAAACGCACCGCCGUUAACCGCGAAACUAAGUUAUGUUUUAAACAAUUAAAUUUAAAAACAAUCAAACAGCCACGUUCUAGGGAGGUAUAAAAAGUUUCUACUUGUUCACUUGUUAAGGUAGCGCGCGCCCAACGGCCCAGGUCACACAGAAGGUAACCCCGGCUGCGUUCAAGGUUGCGGCAGCGAAAUCAUCCUCCAUUUUUAAGUUUUCUUUUUUUUUCCUUUCAUCACUAGUUUUAACUGUUACGAAAUAAAGAUAUAAAUAUAAACAAUAAUAAAAAUAAAAGUCAUAA